This is a messenger RNA of Scleropages formosus (Asian bonytongue), 1928 nucleotides long. RefSeq names its product ATPase H+ transporting V0 subunit e2 (gene atp6v0e2). Gene Ontology annotation, molecular function: proton-transporting ATPase activity, rotational mechanism. NCBI's taxonomy places the organism in Eukaryota, Metazoa, Chordata, Actinopteri, Osteoglossiformes, Osteoglossidae. Gene Ontology annotation, cellular component: proton-transporting V-type ATPase, V0 domain. Gene Ontology annotation, biological process: proton transmembrane transport. The record is from RefSeq and is a predicted model, not a curated record. Bases 786 to 1031 code for a protein of 81 amino acids. The transcript has 4 exons.
GCGUCUUUAAGCGAAUUCUACGCUUAGUCACAUUAAAAAUUUCGGGAACAAGGAAUGAUUUUUAAAAAAUUUCUUUUAUUAACAAUAUCAGCACUUCCAAAGUGUACAACUUGUAGAGAACAAGAAUCAGACACAACAUCAAUGCAACAGAACAUUGGUAGCUGUAUUACAUCAAAGAAAAAAGACAGACAGACAGACAGAGUUAUCUGUUACAUAUGUGGUAAGAUGCCCAACAGGAGCAAAGUUCAAACAGCUUUGGGGUUUUUGAAGUUACAAUAUUAUUUUUAAAAUGUCUUGUAAAUGUUUUAUAAAUAGGGAAAUGAAGGGUUUUGUAUUGCUAAAUUUGCAUUUGUGUAUAUAAUAUUUGGCAAGUAAAAAAAAAAAAGUUGAUUACAUUGUACAUAUUGUGUCUUUUUUUAGAAGUAACUCGUUUCUAAUGCGUUUUGACGUCACGGAGGCUUGACCGUCGCAGACCAGUAGGGACAUGUCGGACUUGUUAUAUGACUUCAUUUCUGGCCAAUACGAUUGCGCUAAAUAUCCCCCAUCAACCAAUCCCCAUUUGCCUUCACAGAUUGAUUUCAGCGAUGCCCAAUAGCAUUAUUCAGCUGCUGAGAAAUUGCCCAAUAAAAUGCAUACAUUUCAGCUGUGGACGGGACCUUGCUGAAUCCGCCUAGUAACGAGGCUCAGAGGAGAGGGACGGACAUUUCCUCCGUUUAUUCUAAGGAAUCCCGUUCUCUACCUAUUCACCUGUACACCUGUCCUGCGGCUCUUCACUGGCGGCAGCGAUGGUUUACCACUCUCUGGCUUUGCCCAUGGUUUGUUUCACCACAUUAUGGGCACUAGUGGGAGUCGUCGCCCCCUUUUUCGUGCCAAAAGGGCCAAAUAGAGGAGUUGUCAUAACCAUGCUGAUACUGACAGCAGUCUGUUGUUACUUAUUCUGGUUAAUCGCAAUUCUGGCCCAGGCAAACCCCUUAUUUGGACCUCAGCUGAAAAAUGAGACCAUCUGGUAUCUGCGGUAUUUCUGGGAGUAAAAAUCUCAUAAUGGGUCCAGUGCCAGCGAGGGGCCAUGUCUGUCCAGUCCUAUUCCCAGGACUUUGUCUAAACUUGACACUCUUUUUUCAGCCUCUAUGAAACCAUUCAUGAGGAAGCAUGAGAUUCGAAUCUUCCUGUUCAUCCACUGAACCAAACACGCAAAUGCAGCCUGGACCUCCCUUCACUGUAUUGCUCAGAAUUUGAAGCCCUCUACACUGGAAAAAAAAAAAUAUUCUUAAACUAUUUAAAAAUAUUCCUCAACAUUUUUAUAAUCAGAAAGAAAGCAGGUAUAAACACCCAUAAUUCUCUUAAUGCUUCUGGAGUGCCACAGAAAAACUGGUAACGUUCAGCAAAUUUGCUGGAAUGUUAUCAGCAGCUGUCGAUGGAGAGGAGGGAAAUGUCCAAGUGAAUUAGAACUGUUACCUAAUUUGUCACAUUCGAGAUAUUGAAGAUUACCCUGUUUUACACAUUUAUUUUUGUAGCUGAAACUUUUUGAGACUCCUAGUGUGCUGUGACCAUUUUAUUUCAAAAUUUAAAUAGCAUUUUAAUGUUCUUAAUUUGUAUUCUCUUUUUAUGUUAAAUAUAUCAAUACAUGGAUGUAGUGGAUGUUAGCUGUACUGUAACUGUAUGUGAAACUUUGUGUACAUUUGCAAGUGGAUUUUAAAAUGCAGACUUGGCCAAUGAGGUCUGCCCUACAAGGCCAUUUUCAAAUCUGUGCUGUGGGACAGGAAUUUAGAUUUUACAUUAUGUUAAAGAGUAUAGCCAGAAGCUGUUUCCAUGGUGAACUUAAUGGUCGUGCAAGGGCCAGAUUUCAGAGAAGUUUUCCAUUUUGGAGCUGCUGACUCAUUUUGCCAAGUCGUAUUCAGCUACCCAAACAUGUAUACAUAUAUACUGUA